Messenger RNA from Aspergillus mulundensis, 972 nucleotides. RefSeq lists its product as uncharacterized. NCBI's taxonomy places the organism in Eukaryota, Fungi, Ascomycota, Eurotiomycetes, Eurotiales, Aspergillaceae. The record is from RefSeq and is a predicted model, not a curated record. The transcript has a single exon. Gene Ontology annotation, molecular function: protein kinase activity; ATP binding. Bases 1 to 972 code for a protein of 323 amino acids. Gene Ontology annotation, biological process: protein phosphorylation.
AUGUGCUUCGAGCAUCCGGCUCCUACCCGCUAUAUCCCGUGUGGACAUACCGUCAACGACCCUGAACAACCAAGCUCCGUCAAGCCUGCCGAUCAUCCAUCCGCACCAGGCAGCCCUGGACCCGCGGUGACUACCCACGACAAACCCUUAGACGAUCCUUAUGAUGACUUCCCAUACAUCGGCAAUGGCAUUAGCGGCUGGGUCUGUGACAUGGGCGGAGGCCGUGCUGUCAAGAGGCCCAAGCUCUACCAACUCUGGCUCUACCCAGACGACAAGCAGCUGGAAUACAUGAACAAAGAACACCAGAUGAUGUUGGCGGAAGAGAUCAAAGUUUUUGAACGCCUAGGCCGCCACGAAGGGAUCAUCGAAUGCUUAAAAACAUCUCAGCACGGCAUCGAGAUGCCCCUUGCUGAACACGGAGACCUGAAGUCGUACAUGGAAGCACACCCAACACAACCAGCGGCAAUAACACACGCCGUCAAAAUGAACUGGACCCAGUCCCUCCUCGAAGCCUGCACAUACAUCCACUCGCGCAUGGUGCUGGUUGGGGACAUCGCGCUCCGCAACGUCCUAGUCAUGGGCGAUCUCCGACUCCAACUGACCGACUUCGGAAACGCGCUCAUGUUCCCGCUCGACGAAGGACUGGACAUUAACACGAUCAACGACCACGGUCUGACGGCGCAAGUGGAGAUCUUCCAUGUCGGCUGGAUCAUCUAUUCCAUUGCGACUUGGCACGCCCAUGAAUACGACGAUCUUGAUCCUGAGAAACCCGAGAAUCGGACUAACGACGAACAGUACGGGCCCUGGUGGCCUGAUGCGUCGCGAUUCCCGCCUCUUGAUGGUGUUUUCUGUGGCGAGAUUAUCGCGAAGUGCUGGGCGGCGGGGUAUAAGAGUAUGGAGGAGGUGAAGGGUGAGGUGGAUCGGCUGUUUGCUGCUGCGUCUUCUCUUGAAGAUACGGAUUCUGGGUUAUGA